UCCCGCCCUUUAUAUCUCUAUUCCCUUCUCUUCCUCCUCCUUCCACCCACUCCACUUCUUCUUCUUGUUGUUAUUGUUGUUGUUGUUAUUGUCAUUAUUGUUGUUGAGCUUAAAGAAUGGAGGUGAUACUGUCACAAAUGUGGUCACUCUUAGGACUUCUAACAGUCCUACACAAUGUCCUACCAUCCCAACUCUUAUCACUUCUACACUCACUCUGGCAAUCCCUUCAAGACUCCUUAACUCCAUACUCCUACUUCGACAUUCCUGAAUUCUUAGGUUCCUCCGCCGUCGAACCUAACGAUCUCUACCGCCACGUCCAUCUCUAUCUCCACCACUCUCUCCUCUCCUCUUCCCCUCCUCCUCCUCUUCCUCGUCUCACCCUUUCUCUCCCUCGUUCCUCCUCACCUUCUUCACCUCCUUCUCUAUCUCUCUCACCCAACCACUCCAUUGAAGACAUCUUCUCCGGCCACCGUCUUGUCUGGACUCACCACGCCGACACUCUCCACGACUCUCUCGACGAGCGUCGCUCCUUCUCUCUCCGUCUUCCUAAACGUCAUUCUCUUCUCCUUCCUUACAUCUCCCAUGUCUCCUCCGUCGCCGAAGUGCUCUCCCACUCCUCUCGCCAACGCCGUCUUUUCACUAACUCCGGCUCCUCCUCCGGCGCCGCUUGGGCUUCUGUUCCUUUCCGUCAUCCUGCCACUUUUGACACCCUUUCCCUUGACCAAACUCUCAAGAAGUUCCUCAUCUCCGACCUUGAUUCUUUUGUUAAUGGUGGUGACUUUUAUCGAAGCACUGGUCGUGCAUGGAAACGUGGUUAUCUUCUUCACGGUUCUCCAGGGGUCUGGAAGUCUAGUCUUGUUGCUGCCAUUGCCAACCACCUUCAUUACGACGUCUACGACCUUGAGCUCACUAAAGUUGCCGACAACUCUGAUCUCCGUGCACUUCUUAUUCAGACUACUAAUCGGUCUAUUAUAGUCAUUGAAGACAUUGAUUGCUCACUUGAUCUAACUGGUGAUAGAGCAAUCAAAACAAGGAAGAGAACAAGAAGAAUGAGAGGAGUUCGUCGUAGUGGUGGUGGUGCAACGAGUAGUAGUGGAGAGGAUGAUGAUGAUGAUGAGAAAGGGUGUGAGAAUGGGGAAGCUAGAGUGACUUUGUCUGGGUUGUUGAACUUUACUGAUGGGUUAUGGUCCUGUUGUGGGGAAGAGAGGAUUAUAGUGUUUACGACGAAUUAUAAAGGAAGAGUUGAUCCGGCAUUGCUUAGGCCGGGAAGAAUGGACGUGCAUGUGAGGUUGGGAGUUUGUGGGGUGGAAGUGGUGAAGGAGUUGGUGGAGAGGUAUGUAGGGAAAGGGAAGGUGAGGAAGGAGAUGAUGGAGAUGGUGGAAGAAGGGGUGAGAAUGGGGAAAGGAAUGACUGCGGCGGAGGUUGGGGAAGUGUUGUUGAGGAAUAGGGAGGAGCCGGAGAAGGCGGUUAGGGAGUUGGUAGGGGAAAUGCAAAGGAAGGGAGUAUCAUGUGGGAGUGGAGGAGAAGUGGAGGAAGAGGAGGAGGAGGAAGAGGAUGGAGGAUGGACUGAGGGGAGUUGGGAAGGAGGGCCGGAAGGGAAGAGGAGGAAGGAGAAGGAUGGGUGGCAAGGAAGAGUGAGGUUUUUGGGGAGGUUGAGGAGUUUGACUAAGUCUGAAUCUGGAAGGAGGGGAGUGUGAGUCUUCUUCUCAAUUUGGUUAUGUGUGU
This is a messenger RNA of Dioscorea cayenensis subsp. rotundata (Guinea yam), 1725 nucleotides long. Its product is annotated as AAA-ATPase At4g30250-like. Gene Ontology annotation, molecular function: ATP binding; ATP hydrolysis activity. Lineage: Eukaryota; Viridiplantae; Streptophyta; Magnoliopsida; Dioscoreales; Dioscoreaceae. The record is from RefSeq and is a predicted model, not a curated record.